Molecule: messenger RNA, 1482 nt
Organism: Fusarium vanettenii 77-13-4
Lineage: Eukaryota; Fungi; Ascomycota; Sordariomycetes; Hypocreales; Nectriaceae
Exons: 3
Coding region: 1-1482 (493 amino acids)
Biological process (GO): carbohydrate transport; transmembrane transport
Cellular component (GO): membrane
Molecular function (GO): carbohydrate:proton symporter activity
Source: RefSeq, a predicted model, not a curated record
AUGGGGCGGGGGCAAAGGCUGCCCAGAAUAGUAGUCGCGCUCUUCUUUCACGCGAGGCCCUCACAGAGAAGCAAUAGUAGGCCGAUGAAAGCGUACGGCCAUAAGGGGCGCCCAAUGCCGGCGAGCCUUGCGUUCCAGGACGAGAAACGAGCGGACGAGGUUAGGACUCAAUAUAACAAGCUGAAGCCAUUGCCACCAAAAUCUCUCAACCCAAGCGGAAAAAAGUGCCUCAUCAAGUCUCCUUCUACUUCGCCAACCCAUGUCAAAGCCCUUACUAACUGCAAGCUCUACAGGCUCUCCAUGGUCGUUCCCCUUUACAUCGGCGAAAUCUCUCCCCCCGAAAUCCGCGGCUCCCUCCUCGUCUUCGAAUCUCUCUUUGUCGUCCUCGGCAUCGUCAUCGCCUUCUGGAUCACAUACUCGACAAAAGACAUGAGCAGCCACUGGUCCUGGCAACUUCCCUUCCUUAUCCAAAUCUUCCCAGGCAUAAUCCUCGGCUUCGGUGCUAUCUUCCUCCCCUUUUCUCCACGCUGGCUCGCCUCUAAGGGUCGUGAAGAGGAAGCAUUGGAGAACCUCGUCAAGCUUCGAAGACUUCCAGAGAGUGAUCGCCGUGUUAAGAGGGAGUGGAUCGAGAUUAUCGCCGAGGCUCGUUUCCAAACCGGCGUUCUUGCCGGGAGGCAUCCUCUCCUUACAUCUCCCGAGAACAAGACUGUGUCGAGUACCAUCAAGCUGGAGAUUGUCAGCUGGGCCGACUGCUUCAAGGCCGGCUGCUGGCGACGCACCCUCGUAGGUGCCGGGCUCAUGUUCUUCCAGCAAUUCAUCGGAAUCAACGCCUUGAUCUACUACUCACCCACGCUCUUUGGAACCAUGGGCUUGGAUCUCAACAUGCAGCUCAUCAUGUCUGGUGUGUUGAAUAUUAUCCAACUCGUCGGUGUUUUCACUAGCUUGUGGACUUUGGACCGCUUCGGCCGAAAGACAAUUCUGCUUAUCGGUAGUGUCUUGACUGUCAUUCCUCUGGUCAUCAUCGCAGUUACCGUUGGACUCUUUUCUGAUAGUUGGCCUACUCACCGCGCCGAAGGAUGGACCAGCGUUGCCUUUUUGCUAUUUUACAUGCUCGUCUUUGGCGGUUCUUGGGCUCCUACUCCUUGGGCUGUCCCUGCCGAGGUUUUCCCCUCUAGCCUUCGUGCCAAGGGUGUCGCCAUCUCUACCUGCUCAAACUGGAUCAACAACUUCAUCAUCGGCCUCAUCACCCCUCCACUCGUCCAAGCCACCGGCUUCGGAGCCUACGUGUUCUUCGCCGUUUUCGGUCUUCUAUCCUUUGUCUUUGUGUGGUUCUGCGUGCCCGAGACACGAGGCAAGACCCUUGAGGAGAUGGACACUGUGUUCGGAGAUCGCAGCGGUGGGGAUGAUAAUGCCAAGAAGGAGCAUGUCCUCCGAGAGGUAUAUAACGAAAAGAUGAGUGGUGUCUCCACACCCAAGGAAUAG